Molecule: messenger RNA, 1932 nt
Organism: Panthera uncia (snow leopard)
Lineage: Eukaryota; Metazoa; Chordata; Mammalia; Carnivora; Felidae
Gene: CE2H19orf47
Product: chromosome E2 C19orf47 homolog
Exons: 10
Coding region: 230-1390 (386 amino acids)
Cellular component (GO): nucleus
Source: RefSeq, a predicted model, not a curated record
CGCACCUUGCCGGCUGGAGCCCCGCCCGACCACCCCCGCCUCGCACAGGCGCACUCCGGCAAGACUGCGGGCUAGCGGGGGCUAGGCAUAAAGUCAGCGCUGGAGAUGGGCUUUUAAUGAAGGAGAGAGGCAAUUGAGUCCAGCAGGGUGACCUCUGCAGCUGUAGGGGGAGGAUACCAGUACUCAAAGGCUUCUGGCUCCCGGGAGCAGCACCAGGGCCAGGGAGACAAUGGUCUCAGUGACUAUGGCCACUUCCGAGUGGAUCCAGUUCUUUAAGGAAGCCGGCAUUCCUCCCGGGCCUGCUGUCAAUUACGCCGUGAUGUUUGUGGAUAAUAGGAUCCAGAAGAGCAUGCUGCUGGAUCUCAACAAAGAGAUCAUGAAUGAGCUGGGCGUGACUGUGGUGGGCGACAUCAUCGCCAUCCUCAAGCAUGCCAAGGUGGUGCACCGCCAGGACAUGUGCAAAGCUGCCACUGAGUCCGUGCCCUGCAGCCCCAGCCCCCUCCCAGGCGAGAUUCGCCGAGGCACCUCUAGCGCUGCCUCUCGAAUGAUUGCUAACAGUCUGAACCGUGACUCCCCACCCGGCACUCCACCGAGGCGGCCGGACACCAGCACCUCCAAGAUCUCAGUCACCGUGUCCAACAAGAUGGCAGCGAAGACUGCCAAGGCUGCCGCAGCCCUGGCCCGCCGCGAAGAGGAGAGCCUGGCCGUUCCCACCAAGCGGCGCCGGGUCACUGCCGAGAUGGAGGGGAAAUACAUCAUCAACAUGCCCAAAGGCACCACCCCCCGGACCCGUAAGAUCCUGGAGCAGCAGCAGGCGGCAAAAGGUCUCCACAGGACGUCCGUGUUCGACCGCCUCGGCGCCGAGACCAAGGCAGACACGACAACAGGGAAUAAACCCACAGGAGUCUUCAGCCGCCUGGGGGCCACCCCAGAGAUGGACGAGGAUCUGGCUUGGGACAGCGACAAUGACAGCAGCAGCUCUGUCCUGCAGUAUGCCGGGGUCCUGAAGAAGCUGGGCCGAGGCCCGGCCAAGUCCAGUCCCCAGCCAGCACUGACUGUCAAAGCUAAGGCCACAAGUUCGGCCACAACGGCUGCCACCCCAACACUGCGGCGCCUGGCCCUUUCCUCACGCCCUGGACUCGAGAGGAAACCAGAGUCCCUGUCCAAAAGCAGCAUCAUCCAGAGACUGGGCAAGGCUGCCCUUGUGCCUGAGGCCCAGGACAGCCAGGUCACGAGCACCAAGAGUAAGUCCUCAGCCGAGGUCAAGGUCACCAUUAAGAGGACUCUGGUGGGGCCCCGGGGGAACAGCUCCAGCGAGGGCCUGGGUGCCCAGAUGGACCAUGCGGGCACAGUGAGCGUGUUCAAAAGACUGGGCCGCAGGACCUUCUAGCCUCUGGGUGGGGCGCAGUCCCCUCUCCAGGCUCCUGGCUCCGGCAGAGGCUCCAGUGAGGGCGCGCCCAACCCUCUGCCGGCUUCCGGAUGACACUGCUUGUCUCCCUCGGCAUUGGAGCCGGCCCGAGCUUUCUGGGGACUCACCCCAGUUUUCUGAGUCUGAGAUGGUCAUUGUGACCUGGCCUUGCCGCUCCGGUCUUUCCUUUCUCUCACGUCCUCUGUUCUCUCCUCUCUGACUGUGGCCUUGGCAGGGCACACUCCUCUACCUCUCCCAGAGCCAAGUGCCCUUUUCCCUCCCCCAUUCCCCUUCCUGCCUCUCAGCAGCAUCUGCUGCCUCAGCCCCAGCUCCUCAGCCUUCCAGUCCCCCAGAGCAGGUGUCACCUGCAGGGGCCGACUUCCCGACUUCCCGACUUCCCCUCGCCCCUCUGCCCCGUCCCCCUGCUACUUUAACUUCUCGGUCUCUCCCUCUCUUCAUGCUGUUCAUUUCUCUUCUGUUUUCUGUCCCUGUGGCAAGGCCCGACUGUGCGCUGCGUCCUGCCU